AUGGCCGAUGCAUUGGAUUCGGCCAUUCUUUACCAGGCAGAAGAUCGCAUUUUUCUCUUGGACAUUCCAUACUCGAUCGCCCUUGCUCAAGGGGAUAGAGUUCCCACAGAGUCUGAGCACCCGACAGAAGAAUGGAGCUUUAAGACAGAGAACAAUCGACAAAAAAAACAGCUUCUAUCUUGUUCUCCCGCCAAAGAUCCAUUUCCAUCGACUGAGCCAAAAACCCCAAGCGCACGCGCCAAAGUGCUCGAGAGCACUCCUUUCUCUGAAAGACGGUUUCACUCAGAAUGGAUACUGCCCCUCGUGAAGCAUUCCCUGGAAACUAUUAGGGCGGGCAUCGAGCAUGAUAGAUGGUGUUUGACCAGAGCAGUGCCAUAUGAGGAGGUCCACGAACAUGGGGUGCCAGAACAGCCUCCACGCAAACGACGGAAAUGGCAUGAUUCUACAUCUUUGCAAUCCGGACCCGAUGGCCAUGCUAUCAAAAUCAAUGAACCGCCCAUGAUUCUAUCAUCAGCCGCACCGAAUAUAUUCGAGUCACUCUCGGAGCUGAAGAUAGCGAAAAAUCCGUCAUCAGAAGCCGUAACGAUCCAAAUUGGAACAUCCCAUGAGACCACAAAUGUAUACUCGGUGCCACCAGAGUCCAGUUUCAUACUAGGUGAAUUACCCAUCUUCAAGGGAUCCGAAUAUCAUGCUGCGUAUGAAGCCCCCAUUCCUGGGCUUUUACAGAAAUUCAAUCUUAUCCUGAUGGAUCCGCCCUGGCCAAACCGAUCUGUUCGGCGAAGCGGCCACUAUACAACAAAUCACUACUCUGAGAUGGAAAUCCUCACCCAGGGAAUGCGAGAAAUUCUACAAACACACUCGUGUAGCCAUGAGGAUAUGACACAGGAGUCGGCAGAGAGCCAGAACGGACCCCAUAUUCAAAGCCAGCAAUCUAUUGCUGCUAUCUGGAUAACCAAUGCGGAAAAGUCGCGAAAAGCUGCUUAUCAUGCCAUGGGGGGUGCGGGAUUCGAUGUCUGCGAGGAAUGGAUCUGGGUCAAGACUACACAGAGUGGCCAGCCAAUUUCAGCGCUAGAUGGUCUGUGGCGGAAGCCGUAUGAAAUUCUUGUCAUUGGAAAACGCAGUCCAGAUUAUAAAAGAGCUGCCUCCCCAGCGCACCAAACAGAUGAUCUGACAGCUGUGAGUGAAGCUAUUGCUACGAGACGAGUCAUCGCCGCGGUCCCAGACCUGCAUUCUCGCAAACCCAACCUCAAGAGCAUUUUUGAGAAGAUCUUCUUCUCCAAUGGGACUUCCCGGGAGACGUAUACUGCUCUCGAGGUAUUUGCCCGAAACUUGACCGCUGGUUGGUGGGCAUGUGGGAAUGAGACCCUCAAGUUCAAUGCCCGCGAGUGCUGGGUUGAUGAUACAACCACAAAUUGGACUCUGGAAUAG
This is a messenger RNA of Penicillium nucicola, 1428 nucleotides long. RefSeq names its product MT-A70 family. The coding region runs from base 1 to 1428 and encodes 475 amino acids. The record is from RefSeq and is a predicted model, not a curated record. Gene Ontology annotation, cellular component: nucleus; RNA N6-methyladenosine methyltransferase complex. Gene Ontology annotation, molecular function: nucleic acid binding; methyltransferase activity. The transcript has a single exon. Lineage: Eukaryota; Fungi; Ascomycota; Eurotiomycetes; Eurotiales; Aspergillaceae.